GUUUUUUUAUUCGCGGUACAGCUAACAGACUGAGGUGUCGCGAAUCUGGAGUUAUGAGUGGAAAGUGGUGUCUUUUAUUCGCGGUACAGCAAGCUAACUGAGGUGUCGUGGAUUUGGAGUUACAGUGAAAAUUGGUGUCUUUUCUUCGCGGUACAGCGAAUAGAACGAGGUGUCGCAUAUGGAGUUAUAGUAAAAAGUAGUGUCUUUUAUUUGCAGUACAGCGAACAGACCGAGAGGUUGUGAAUCUGGAGAUACUGUGGAAAGUGUGGUUUUUUUUUCUUUUCUUUUUUUAUUCGCGAUACAGCGAGCCGACCAGGUGUUGUGAAUCGGGAGAUACAGGGGAAAGAGUGUGUGUUUCCUUUCUAUAUUUUAUUAGCGAUACAGCGAACUGACCAUAGGUGUUGUGAAUCGGGAGUAACCGUGAAAAGUGAUGUCUUUUUUCCUAUUAUUAAGCAAAAUCAAAACGGAGAUAUCAAAAGUGUUGAUAUGACCGGACAAGUGGAAUUAUUCGGCGUUAUAUCGCGGUGUGACACUGUAGUGAAUAACGACAGUCAUUAUAUCAAGGUUUGACGCUAUAUCUUGAUGACAGAAGGAUUGAUGCCAGAUUCUAAUCCACUAGAAAUGGGCAAUGAACUACAAACAUACAAUGAGUCUUCUGACCAAAACCUCUCGUUGUUUUCAAAACUGAUCUGUAGAUAAUUUCCAUUUUUCCUCAUCCCGUGUUAGACUUAACAACCAUAUUAUAUGUUUCCCUUCCGUCUUGGACCACGUAUUACCUACAUACCUGUAUAUAGAUAUAUAAAUCCUGUACCGGACAACCUAGCAAAGAUAUACCUUACAUGAUAAUAUCACUGAUUUUACUUCAAGUACUGCACCUAUAUAUCAUUUGAUAACUUAAACAAACAUGUAUCGUGUUCAUCGUUUGAAGUAUCUGUGAUAUACUGAAAAUGAGGAUCUACAAACAUAUUAGUGUCUAUUUUUGUAUAAUAGUGUCCGUGCAUGCGCUGACAGUGAUCUGGAUGGCUCCGCGAGUGUCACCCCAUUCUAACCUACAGGUCAAUGCGUCUACGUCUCUAGGAGCUCUCGCCCUAGCCAUAGAGACGGUUUAUAACGAGUCCAUACUGCCCACUGGAACACUCAAUGUCAUCUGGCUCGACUCCGCCUGUAGCAGUAAACAGAGUAUCGGUGUCCUCACUGACUUCAUCUUUAACUCGUCUGUAGACGUGAUUGUUGGCCCACCAUGUACUCAAGCGAUGAUCCCCAUCGCCCAGCUCGCGUCCUAUCGGGACAUCGCAGUGUUCCAGUGGCUGGGAAACGAAGAAUCUCUGGAUGACAAGACAGAACUAGAUACUCUGAUAAUGAGUAUACCGCCACUGUCAGCUUUAGGUAUGUACCCCGCUAUGCCGCCACUGUCAGCUUUAGGUAUGUACCCCGCUAUACCGCCACUCUCAGCUUUAGGUAUGUACCCCGCUAUACCGCCACUCUCAGCUUUAGAUAUGUACCUCGCCAUACCGCCACUCUCACUUUAG
This is a messenger RNA of Pecten maximus, 1529 nucleotides long. Its product is annotated as guanylate cyclase 2G-like. The record is from RefSeq and is a predicted model, not a curated record. The coding region runs from base 948 to 1529 and encodes 193 amino acids. NCBI's taxonomy places the organism in Eukaryota, Metazoa, Mollusca, Bivalvia, Pectinida, Pectinidae. Gene Ontology annotation, molecular function: signaling receptor activity; peptide hormone binding. The transcript is spliced from 4 exons.